Messenger RNA from Solanum tuberosum (potato), 1305 nucleotides. RefSeq lists its product as uncharacterized. The coding region runs from base 8 to 913 and encodes 301 amino acids. Gene Ontology annotation, molecular function: zinc ion binding. The transcript is spliced from 3 exons. NCBI's taxonomy places the organism in Eukaryota, Viridiplantae, Streptophyta, Magnoliopsida, Solanales, Solanaceae. The record is from RefSeq and is a predicted model, not a curated record.
UGAAUUCAUGUAUCUAUUUAUAGCGUUGUAUCCUUUUAUAAAAGGUUUUGAGCACUGUAGGCCAAUUGUUGUUGUGGAUGGAGCUCACCUAAAAGGAGCUUAUAAGGGCACAUUUGUUUCUGCUAGCACUCUGGAUGGAGCAGGGUGUAUAUUACCGCUUGCUUAUGGUGUAAUUGACUCUGAGAAUGAUAAUUCUUGGACGUGGUUUUUCGAGCAUUUCAGAGGCGCUUUUGGUGAACGUGUCAACAUGUGUGUUGUGUCAGAUCGUCAUGAAAGCAUUAUAAAGGCUGUGAGUAGAGUGUAUCCUUCUGUGCCUCAUUAUGCUUGUGUUUGGCAUCUUUGGCAGAAUGUGUGUAAGUAUUACAAGAAGAGCAAAAAUACAUUAAGCGAUGUAUUUUAUGCAAUGGCAAAGGCAUACAGACAAGAAGAUUUUGAUGAAAUUAUGAAGAAAGUAGAGGAUAUGGAUCAUAGAGUGAAGGAUUAUCUUAUGUUGGCAGGAUAUGAGAAGUGGGCAAGAGUACAUGCACCUGUAAACAGAGGUAGGAUGAUGACAUCCAAUAUCGCAGAAUGUAUCAAUUCGUGUUUAGUGGAGGAACGAGAACUACCAAUAAUUGAUUUUCUGGAGCCAGUUCGAAUUUUAUUUGGAGAUUGGAAUUGCAGAAAUAGAGAAAAGGCAACAUAUACAUUUACUACCCUUGGAAGAAAAUUCCAAGAGAUGUUAGUUGUGAAUGAGGCAAAGUCUUCACGUAUGACGGUGAGACCUUCUUCUGAAUCAUUGUACGGAGUUGAUGAUAACGGACGGAGAUACAUUGUUUGCUUGAUUAGUAAAACAUGUAGUUGUGGAAGGUUCCAAUUAGACGAGAUACCGUGUUCGCAUGCAAUUGCAGUUUUAAGAAGAAAAAAACAUAACUGAGUUUGAACCAUAUUGCUCAGAAUACUACAAGCCAUCAACACUAAUAAGUACAUAUGAGAUACCAAUUGGUCCGCUGCCGGAUGAAGAAGAUUGGAAUAUACCUGAUAGUGUGUUAAACGAAGUUGUUUUGCCACCUAAAUACAAGCGACCACCAGGGAGGCCAAAGAAGAGCAGACAUAAGAACAUGAGUGAAAAAAUAUCAUCAAGUACAAAUUGUUGUGGACAGUGUGGUCAAGAAGGUCACAAUCGACGUACUUAUAGUUAUUUUCCAAUGAAGAGAUGAAUUUUCUUAUUUUCAUAUACAUUUGGAUGUUUUUUUAGUCUUGUUGGUGAAAUUUAGUAUUUCUGGAAUUUGGUAUGACUUUCCAUGGAUUCUAUGGCAAGUAUGAUAA